Messenger RNA from Benincasa hispida (wax gourd), 2400 nucleotides. The record is from RefSeq and is a predicted model, not a curated record. NCBI's taxonomy places the organism in Eukaryota, Viridiplantae, Streptophyta, Magnoliopsida, Cucurbitales, Cucurbitaceae.
AUUCCUUUCCUACUUCUUUUCAAAUUUCACUUUCCCUCACUAUAAAUUUCCCCUUUCGCCUCUUCCCCUCUUCACAGUACCAAGAAAUAGCAACAAUCUGAGAGAAAAAGAGAGAUAAAAAUCACUGAAACUGAUAGGGGGAAAAAAUGGAGAAAGAUCCAAGCAAUAAUGGAAACGAGGGCGAAUCAAUCAAUACAGAGAGGGUUAUGGUGGAAGAAGCUUUUAGAAAUUUGGAAGUUCCUUCAUGGCGGGAUCAGAUAACUUUUAGGGCUAUUUUUACGAGCUUUAUUCUUAGCAUCGUCUUCAAUUUCAUCGUCUGUAAACUCAAUCUCACCACUGGGGUUAUUCCUUCCCUUAAUGUCGCUGCUGGGCUUCUCGGAUUUGCGAUUUUGAAAGGUUACACUUCGAUUCUGAAUCACUUUGGUCUUAUGAAACAACCCUUCACUCGACAGGAAAACACUGUGAUUCAAACUUGCGUUGUCGCAUCCUCUGGGAUUGCAUUUAGCAGUGGAACAGCUAGUUAUCUUCUGGGAAUGAGUGCCAAAAUUGCUGCUCAAGCAGAAGAAGGUAGCAUUCCAAUUAAUAUCAAGAGGCUUUCUGUAGGUUGGAUGAUGGGCUUUCUCUUUAUUGUUAGUUUUGUUGGGUUAUUCUCUAUUGUGCCUCUUAGAAAAAUGAUGAUUCUGAAAUACAAAUUACCAUAUCCAAGUGGAACUGCAACUGCAUAUCUCAUUAAUAGCUUUCACACACCUAAAGGAGCUAAGUUGGCUAAGAAACAAGUUGCUGUCCUUUUUAAGACCUUCUGUUGCAGCUUUGUAUUUGCUCUGUUCCAGUGGUUCUUUACUGCUGCUGAUGGUUGUGGAUUUUCCAGCUUCCCCACUUUUGGUCUUCAAGCCUAUGCAAAGAGGUUUUAUUUUGAUUUCUCAGCUACAUAUGUUGGUGUAGGAAUGAUCUGUCCUUUCAUGGUUAAUUUGUCUCUUCUUUUUGGAGCUAUUAUUUCAUGGGGCAUCAUGUGGCCCUUAAUUGAGUUAAAGAAAGGUGAUUGGUACAGUGCUUCUUUAUCUGCUAGCAGUCUUCAUGGCAUUCAAGGCUAUAGGGUUUUUAUUGCCAUUGCUAUGAUGCUUGGUGAUGGUCUUUACCAUGUUUUCUUCAUGCUUUUUCAAACAUUCUACAGCCUAGCCAAGAAGAGGUCUAGUAAUGAAAAUAUUGAUUCAUCAAUGGAAGUUACUGACUAUGACGCUCAACGAAGAUCUGAGUACUUCUUGAAAGACCAAAUCCCCAACUGGGUAGCAAUGGUUGGUUAUGUUGUACUUGCAGCCAUAUCUGUAAUCACAGUUCCUUUAAUCUUUCAUCAGUUGAAAUGGUACCACAUUUUGGUUGCAUAUGCAAUUGCCCCUGUUUUGGCCUUCUGUAAUGCCUAUGGCUGUGGGCUCACUGACUGGUCUCUUGCAUCAAACUAUGGUAAAUUUGCUAUUAUCAUCUUUAGUGCUUGGGUUGGCCUUGGCAAUGGAGGUGUUAUUGCUGGUCUUGCCUCCUGUGGUGUCAUGAUGAGCAUUGUUGCUACUGCUUCUGAUCUUAUGCAAGACUUCAAGACAGGUUACUUGACUUUAACUUCUCCUCGCUCAAUGUUUGUCAGCCAAGUUUGUGGCACUGCCAUUGGCUGCAUUUUGUCGCCCCUUGUCUUUUGGUUCUUCUUCAAAGCUUACAAUGUUGGAGACCCUGAUGGCUCGUACCCUGCACCAUAUGGUCUAAUGUACCGUGGCAUUGCUCUACUUGGUGUUGAGGGUGUCUCUUCCCUCCCCAAAAACUGCCUCACCCUUGCCAUUUGCUUUUUCGUUGGUGCUGUUGUCAUCAACAUCAUUCGGGAUGUGCUCCAGAAGUACGAAACCAAACACCGCAUCUAUCGUUUCAUACCAAGUCCAAUGUGUAUGGCGAUUCCAUUUUACCUCGGUGCUUAUUUUGCCAUCGACAUGUGUGUUGGAAGCUUGAUUCUUUUCAUAUGGCAAAGGAAGAACAAAGUCAAGGCCGGUGAGUAUGCCCCAGCCGUGGCUUCAGGACUUAUCUGUGGCGAAUCAUUGUGGGGUGUUCCAGCAGCCAUAUUGGCCCUGGCCGGUGUCAAAGCUCCUCUUUGCAUGAAGUUCUUGAGUUCCUCUGCCAAUGCUAGGGUUGAUGCCUUCUUACAAGGCUAAAUAGUCCAUUAGUUUUAGGAUAUUAAGCUCAGUGUGCAUUUACAUUUGACUACCAAGUGAUUUAGUUUAGCUUGUUUUAUUAUGACCUAUACUUUGUACAAAAACUAGAUUGAUCUAGAGCUUUCUACUUGUGAUUAAUGACAUUCUUAAUUUUUUAAAUAGCUUGUUAUAACAAUCUUUUUAGUUUUGCGAUCACCGUAUCAUCAAUCGGCCU